GGGAUGCCCCGAGCGGGCGUAUUUUGGAAACAAUACCGCGCGGUGCAGAGUGGCCUCCACCCGAGCCUGCCCGCCUCCUGCCUCCUGCCGCCGCCGCCCCUGCCCGCGCCUCCCGCCGCCCGCUGCUGCCGGCUGGGCUUUCCCCCCUCCUUCCCAAUUGAGUUUGGGCGCCAAGCCCCCGAGUGCUCGUCACGCUGGACCCUGGCACGGAACCCUGGCAUCACGACUCGGAGGCCGAGAUUCUCCCCUGGAGCCACCCAGGGCAAGAGAGUGGAAGACAGAAUUCCCAGGGGACCUCUAAUUGACUCUGGCAGUGACAAACACCAUCUCUCCGUAUCCUUAACCACUCAGGUGGUUGCUUUUCUGACUGCCCCAGGGACCCUGAGGGGUUCCUGGUGUGUGUAUAGGGGACUGACUUUGAGCACAAGAAGCUGGGUGACUGCAAGCUCAUACUUCCAAGAGCCGUCAAGUGGAGCAAGUGGAACUUCUUUAUCACCAAGAAACUCAUAUCAACAACCUGAGUUCAGGCAGCAAGUGAGGUCACAGAGAGAGGGCUGAAUUUCACUUCCUUCUAUGAGGCAGGUUGUACCCAUCUCAGGUUCGGUGCUGGCAGGAAUGGUAGGCUGUGGGGAAGGAUUUGAAGUUGUGGAGAUUAGUGACUCCACACUGAGCUGGGGAACUCUGGGCACUUUGCUGCAUGCCGUACCUCUCCUCUCGGCUAAGCUGUGGUAGACAGAUAGCUCCAGUCUGCUGAGAGGGCAGCUGCAAUGACUAACUUGGGUUUUUCUCCCCCUCUCUCUCCCAGGACACACUCUUACCACAUCGUUGAGCCUGUUUGUUGUGUUGAGCAAGCAGCGGGUGGAGACUAGAGUCUUGGGCGGGGCUUAGCAGGUUUGGAGGGAACCUGGCCGGGCUAGGAUCGCUGGCUUUUGUUUUUGCUGCCCAGCCUGGAGCUCUGCUCAGACUGAGAUGAGAACUUGAUGGUUACUCCUCAGGCCAGCAAGGGGGUCUGUGUGUGGUGAGCACUGUGGGUACAGCCAGUCACAGCACCCUCUGCCCUCCCACAGCCACUCACAGAGGCUAGUCUUGUUGACAUUUCUCCAGGUACCCUCCGUACUUGUAGCAGCUGACCAUACCCCUGCUAUGGCUAUGAGUCAGUAGCAGUCCAGCUGUGUGACUGUGACCAGCCUGGGUCAGAAGAGGAUGCUGAGGGGAAGGUGGCUCCAAGUGGGCGCAGGGAAGAAACAUGGAGAAUCCUGGAACUGCAAGGCAGCCCACAUUUGGGGGGGAGAUGGAGCCACCCCAGUGUGUGGAGGAGCUGGAGGAUGACGUAUUCCAGCCAGAGGAUGGGGAGCCAGGGGCCCAGCCCAGGAGGUUGCUCUCUGCUGACCUGUUUGCCCAGAGCCAGCUGGACUGCCCCCUCAGCCGUCUGCAGCUCUUCCCUCUCACGCACUGCUGUGGCCCAGGGCUUCGACCCACCAGCCAGGAAGACAAGGCUACCCAGACUCUCAGCCCAGCUUCCCCGAGCCAGGGUGUCAUGCUGCCUUGUGGGGUGACUGAGGAGCCCCAGCGACUCUUUUAUGGCAAUGCUGGCUACCGGCUCCCCCUUCCUGCCAGUUUCCCUGCAGGCUUGCCCCUUGGUGAGCAACCCCCUGAAGGGCAGUGGCAACAUCGAGCAGAGAUACAGAUUGCCCGAAAACUCCAGUGCAUUGCAGACCAGUUCCAUCGGCUUCAUAUGCAGCAACUUCUUCAGGGAACAUGGCAGUACAGGAUUGUUUCCUCCCUGCGCUCAGGGGCUGCUCUGGCCCACAAGCACCAGCAGAACCGAAAUCGCAUGUGGUGGCAGAUCCUCCUCUUCCUACACAACGUGGCUUUGAAUGGAGAUGAGAACAGGAAUGGGGCAGGCCCCAGGUGAGGCUGGGCUGCCCCCUUUGCACGGGCACCAUGGAACGACAUCGAUGAGGACUGACACUGCAUCUUGUGAAGUUUUGUUUUGUGUUUUUAUUUUAAAAAUUUCUCUGUGUACAUAAGACAUACCCAAGCAGGACCUCUUUCCCCGUUCAGGGCCUCGACCAGGAGUGGGGGCCUUUGUCAAACACUGUUGAAGUAGAGGCUGGUGUGUCUCCCUGGAACCUCCUAAGGGCUCGGACGAGUAGAUCCUUCUGUCAUCAGUUG
Budorcas taxicolor (takin) is the source of this 2175-nucleotide messenger RNA. RefSeq names its product Bcl2 modifying factor (gene BMF). Lineage: Eukaryota; Metazoa; Chordata; Mammalia; Artiodactyla; Bovidae. The record is from RefSeq and is a predicted model, not a curated record. Gene Ontology annotation, cellular component: myosin complex. The transcript has 7 exons. The coding region runs from base 1247 to 1915 and encodes 222 amino acids. Gene Ontology annotation, biological process: apoptotic process; negative regulation of autophagy; positive regulation of apoptotic process.